Molecule: messenger RNA, 2595 nt
Organism: Bombina bombina (fire-bellied toad)
Lineage: Eukaryota; Metazoa; Chordata; Amphibia; Anura; Bombinatoridae
Product: complement factor B
Exons: 18
Coding region: 74-2389 (771 amino acids)
Biological process (GO): complement activation; proteolysis
Cellular component (GO): extracellular region
Molecular function (GO): serine-type endopeptidase activity
Source: RefSeq, a predicted model, not a curated record
AGCAGAUCAUUUCCAUGGAACUAGAUCUGCCCUGCAAAUUUCUAUAAAGAAAUAAAAAUAAAACAUAGGUGCAAUGGUUGGCAGUGCAUUGCUGCUUUUAAUAUUAAGGAAUAUGUGCUGUAAAGUAUUUUUUGUUCGCUUUCUUGCUCUGUGCAGUGGAUGGAUUCCAAGUACUGCAGGAUCUUUUUACAAUGCCACUACCGCUGUUACCGAAAAAGAAGCAACACAUGGCCCGAUACAUACAUGUGGCAAAGAGGAAACCAUCCAGGGUGGAUAUAUUUACUGGCCAGAGUAUCGUACAGAGGGAAGUACCAUGACAUACAUGUGUCCAAAAGGGAUGCGAGCCUACCCACUUAGCUGGAGGUUAUGUGAAAAAUCUGGUCAAUGGAGCCCACUGCGCAAUGCCUAUGGCGAAAGACCUGCCAGCGCAAAAUGCAUAGCUGUGACCUGUCUGAGACCCACAAACUUUGAAUAUGGUUUCAUCUACCCUCAAAAAUCUGUUUACAACAUUAACGACACAGUAACAUUUGUGUGCGAUUCCGGCUACAAGCUAAUGGGAUCUACCACAAGAACUUGUUUAUUUAAUGGGCAGUGGAGUGGAAAGAUGUCUUUAUGUCUAACAGAAGAAUAUAUGUGUCCUAACCCUGGUACCCCAGUUGGUGGUAAAAGAGAAGGAAAGUAUUUUGAAGUAUUUUCCACAGUAGAAUAUAGUUGUGGCAAUUAUGAGCUACGGGGAUCUUCUAUACGACAGUGCCUGCCCUCAGGGAAGUGGUCUGGAGUGGAGCCUCGUUGUGAAAGAUGGAUUCAAUUUGAUAGAACAGAAGAUCUGCAGACAGAAUUGUUGAUCUUGGAUUCACACAUUAGAGACUCAGAUAGGAAAUCAGAAGAUAAGGAAUUGUACCCAAUGAGUGGAAAGCAACAUAUGGUUUUCUUUCUUGUUGAUGCCUCUAAAAAUGUGGGAGCUGAAAAUUUUGACAGGAGCCUAAAAUUUGUCAUAAAAGUUGUGCAGAAGUUUUCUUCUCACAAUACGACUGUCAUCUUUGGUGUAAUUACAUUUGGUUUAACUCUUACCAUCAAAGUGAAGAUUGAGGAUAAAUGGAGCGCUAAGGAGGUGAUUGAGGUUCUGAAAACCGUCAGUUACAAUGAAUUAUUGAGACAACAAACACCAGGCAACAUAGUGAUGGCAGCUCAAGAAGUAUUUAAUGUCGUUAAAAAGGAAAAGGAAAUGGAAAAUACAAAGUGCACCGUUGUUAUCAUUGUAAGUGGAAUGGGCACAAGUACAAUGACUCGUGCUAGAGCUACUAUGCAACAUAUUGCUGACCACUUGCUCCAAUCUAAGUCUGAAUUAGAUGUCCUCGCUAUUGGCAUUGGUGACAUCAGUAAGAAACAUCUGGAAAGUCUGGUGCCUCUACAGUUAAUGCGUGAAGAACAAGCGCAGCAACAUGCGUUCUACUUGCCGUACUACCAAGAUCUAGAAAACAUUUUUGAGGGGAUAACUAAUCAUGUAAGGGACAAGGAGUUUUCUACAUGUGGAGUGCAAGGAGAAUUACGUCAAGGUCCCAUUGGAAGAAUAUUUGGAGGAAGGAGUUCUGCACAAGGAGACUGGCCAUGGCAGGUUUAUGUGGUGUCUCAUGUAAGCUCAGCUGGUUAUAAGAUGACACAGGAUAACACAUGUGGGGGAUCGGUGAUUGGAAGAAGGUGGAUCCUGAGUGCUGCACACUGCUUUGAUAAAGAAACCGGAGUAUACCAACCUGAGGAAAUUAAGAUCUUCCUGGGCUCAACAAAAUAUUAUACUUCAAGUGAUCCAGGAAUAAAGGUGGAAAGGAUAAUACAACAUGAAAAAUGGAAUUCAACUACUUGGGAUUAUGAUAUUGCUUUACUUAAGUUGGCAACACCACUUCAGUACUCAGAAGCUAUACGGCCAGUUUGUCUGCCAUGCUCUGAGGAAGUUGCUGACCUAAUAUUAUCCCCAAUAGGCAGUUGGAGUGAGUCCUGUUCUUAUCAAGAAAAUCUAUUGACUGUCACCCGAAGGGAUGAAUUAGAAAAGCAGCUUAUUGGAUAUGUUGCAGGAUGGGGCUACAUUUAUUCCAAUAGAAAGACCACAAAUUUGCAACACACUCUAGUAAACAUUAUGCCAACACAUAUAUGCAACAUCCAAAGACAUUCAAUUAAGUUUACAGAAAAUAUGUUCUGUGCUAGAGGUAAUAAAUCAGAUGCGUGUAAAGGUGAUUCUGGUGGACCUCUUGUAAUGAAAGUUAGAAAUAGAUGGAUACAGGUUGGCAUUGUGAGCUUUGGAAAAUUUGAAGAAUGUGGAAAGGAAGAUUUUAUGGGAUUUUAUACAAAUGUGCCCCAUAUGAUGAGCUGGAUACAAAGCAAAAUUACAGAUUAAUAACUUUAAUAACUUUAAUAGCAAGCAACCAUUUAAUGGAAAAUCCUAUCUUAAUUUAGACUUUCUAUAUUACCAAGUAACAGUAUCACAGUUCUUUUCUCAGUUAAAACAGUUAAAGGGAUAGAAAACCCCAUUUUUUCCCCCAUGAUUCAGAUAGAGCAUGCAAUUGUAAGCAACUUUCUAAUUUACUCCUAUUAUCAAUUUUU